ACUACUUCAGUCAGUGAGUCGGUGAGCAUCUCGUGUGUGUGGUUUUUGAGUGGUCUUGGAGUCUACACUUUGGUAGUCUAUAUAAUGUACCAGAUCCUGAUGAGCAUCAGCAUAUUGACUAUAUUUGUUAGCAUUUUUUCUGUGAGUGCUUACACUACACCAUAUCCAAUAAAGUAUCGCAAUAGAGUCCUUGACAAUUGCGUGGAGACUGGCCACCAACGUGCCAUCGACUUUCUCGAGAUUCUAGGUCUGUGGAAGGUGGUAGAAGUGAUUGAGCACAGUGAGAGAUACACAGAUCGUCACAACUACCUCCGUACAGUGGCUGGAUCCGAGUCUUGUCCUAGGGUUCACUUUGCGCAAAAGGAUGACGAAUUAAGAACGGUCCGAAUGUUGUGGAAUGAAGAAGGAGGCUACAUUCAGUUUGAGUUCCGAAUGACAAACAUUAACAAUCCAGGAUUCUGGCUGUCCAAUGAAUGGCAAACUGGGACAUUGGUGGACAGCAGUUACAACCACUUCUCUGGCACAGUGCAAGUGAUGAAGGCUGUCCAGUCACAUCUGGUGUUGACAUUCUGCUCUCCACAGGAGAAGCACUUCAGCGUCAUCCUGGCACGGAACUACCUCAGUCAAGAAGAGAUCCGUGGAGUUCACAAACAGCUGAGUAGAAUCAACCUGCCUCUGGUCAACAUCCAGAGCUAUUGCAACUCUGGCGUUCUGAAUGUAUCGUCUCUUACGAUCAUAGUGUUGGCAAUAUCUAUAUCCUGUAGGCAAUGGAUGGCUUAAGUGAGAUUGUUAUUCUUGGGAAUGUCUUUGAAGGAUGCUUACUCAUUGACUUUUAACAGUGAUGAUAAACAUUUGGAUUAAAAAGUUGUGUUGGAAAGGUUGUAUAGUGUAUGAAAUGAUUUUAGUUAGCAUACAAAUAUUUUUGUCCAUGAUUAUUGUAAAAUACUAAGUAAUAUUUAGACCUAUUACCAUAAUUGAGUGGUGUAAAACAAGAAGUUAUUUUUUUACCAUAAUGGCUUCUUUAGCAUAGUUAACAAAUAUUUAGCCUUAAAGGGUUAUGUAAAUAUUAAAUGUAUC
Molecule: messenger RNA, 1077 nt
Organism: Macrosteles quadrilineatus (aster leafhopper)
Lineage: Eukaryota; Metazoa; Arthropoda; Insecta; Hemiptera; Cicadellidae
Exons: 6
Coding region: 85-780 (231 amino acids)
Source: RefSeq, a predicted model, not a curated record